Messenger RNA from Oryza brachyantha (malo sina), 972 nucleotides. Its product is annotated as protein FON2 SPARE1-like. NCBI's taxonomy places the organism in Eukaryota, Viridiplantae, Streptophyta, Magnoliopsida, Poales, Poaceae. The record is from RefSeq and is a predicted model, not a curated record. The transcript has a single exon. The coding region runs from base 240 to 653 and encodes 137 amino acids.
CUCGCUCGCUCCGUCGUCUUCCUCCCCGGACGCACGCACGCGCGCGCAGCCUAGCUUUCCUCUCCGGCCUGCUUGCUGAGUUUCUGCUUCUGUGCUAGCUCGUUCUCUGCUGCUGGUAGCUUAGGGAGGCUAUAGGUUAGAAGAGAUCGCGGUGGUCGAUCGUGCGCCGGCGGCCGGCCGGCGGGUGGUCCAUCCAUGACUAACGGCGCCGCCGGCUGCCAGCCUGCAGCGCGGUGGCAAUGAGUCGGCGAGGCGGAGUCGCGGCGGCGGUGCUCCUCCUGUGGCUCGCCGUUCUCACCGUCGCCUUCCACGGCUACGGCGGCCGCCUCGGCGUCGUCUCCGCAAGGCGGCGGAUCCUCCAACGCUCGGCGUUCCAUCUCCCGACGGCUACCAGGAAGAUGCUUCUCGCCGUGGCCAGCCUCGACGCCUCCUCCUCUCCAUCGUCGUCGGCAACCACCGAUCACCAUCAUCACGAUCGCCAUCAUCACCAUCACAAGCAUCACGGCUACGGCCACGGCCACCACCGCGGCGGCCAUGAUCGGUGGAACAGACAGGGAAUCCCACCGACGGCCGGCCAGGGCGAGGAGGUCGACCCACGGUUCGGCGUGCAGAAGAGGUUGGUCCCGACAGGCCCCAACCCCCUGCACCAUUGAUGCCAUGCCGGCCAUUGAUGCUGCAUGAGUUUUCUGCGGUGAGUCACGCGCACAUAUACACUACUACACCGUCUUGUUGUGUUCAUCGAUCAAGCCUAGCUAGCUAGCACAGUAACAUUAAUUCCAAAUUCCAAUAUGUGGAUGAAUUGAAGAAAGCAUAUAUUGCCGCUGUGUGUGUGCUCUCUUGCAUGUAUGUACCAUGAUCAUCAUAUCAGAAAGCUUGGAGACAAGAGGAAGAAAAAGAAGAAAAAAAUGUCACUAGCUAUAGUACAUAGAAGUUAUGUUGAGAGAAUUAAAUGGAUAUGCCUGGUUUAAUUUA